This is a messenger RNA of Gossypium arboreum, 1954 nucleotides long. Its product is annotated as cytochrome P450 CYP82D47-like. Lineage: Eukaryota; Viridiplantae; Streptophyta; Magnoliopsida; Malvales; Malvaceae. Gene Ontology annotation, biological process: defense response to other organism. Gene Ontology annotation, molecular function: oxidoreductase activity, acting on paired donors, with incorporation or reduction of molecular oxygen; heme binding; iron ion binding. The transcript has 2 exons. Bases 193 to 1773 code for a protein of 526 amino acids. The record is from RefSeq and is a predicted model, not a curated record.
GUUAUUAUCUGUUUAAGAGCUGUACUGGCUGCCGAAAGCACAACAAAUAUAUGAACUUAAAUGUCUUACAUUUUUUUGUUCAUUUGACACACUUUAAUAAUCUUCAAAUUCAAGCUUAAAAUAUCAUUUCCCAGAUUCCCAACCAUUACUCAAAUACUCUUGAUUUCUUCAUCCAAGAAUAUCCAAGCCAUAAUGGAUUUUGAUUUCCUCCUUCCCUACCUAAACAGUAACAUUGCAGGAGUCUUUGCUAUACUGCUCUCCUUUUUCCUGGUAAUUAGCCGGUCUAGAAAGUCUUUGAAGGAUCGGAAACCACCAGAAGCUGCCGGUGGAUGGCCUUUAAUCGGUCAUCUCCAUGUUCUAGCAGGAUCCAAGCUUCCAUACUUGGCACUGGGAGAGUUAGCCGAUAAGUAUGGACCGAUAUUUUCCAUCCGGAUCGGGUUACACCCAGCUGUGGUGGUCACCAGUUCGGAGCUGGCCAAGGAAAUUUUUAUCAAAUAUGAUGUAGUAGUGUCCUCACGGCCCAAACUUACUGUCGGCAAGCUCCUGGGCCAUAACUAUGCCAACUUUGGUUUCUGCCCUUAUGGUGCAUACUGGCGUGAAAUGCGCAAAAUAACAGCCUUGGAGCUUAUGUCAAACCGGAGGCUUGAGCUUUUGAAACACAUUAGAGCCUCUGAAGUGGAAAGCUCGGUGAAAGAGCUGUACGAGCUAUGGGCGAAGAAGAAAGUUGAGUCAACCCAUGUUUUGGUUGAGAUGAAACAAUGGGUCGGGAACUUAAACCUGAACGUGAUUCUUAGGAUGAUUGCAGGGAAGAGGUUUUUUGGUGCUGUUGUGGCUAGCGAUGAGAAAGAGGCAGGGAGUUGCAGGAAGGCCAUGAGGGAAUUUUUUCAUUUCUCAGGGUUGUUUGUAGUAAGGGAUGCGAUCCCUUUCCUUGGGUGGUUAGACUUGGGCGGCCAUGAGAAGGCCGUGAAGAAAACUGCAAAGGGAUUGGAUAGUAUCAUGGAAGAAUGGUUAGAGGAGCAUCGCAUGAAAAAGGAAUCUGUUGGCGAGGAGGAUAAGGGAGAUCAUGACUUCAUUGAUGUGCUGCUCUCUGUUCUUCAGGGUUUGGACCUCUCAGGAUAUGAUGUUGAUACUGUCAUUAAAGCAACCGCCCUGACAUUGCUUGUAGGGGGCACAGAUACCGUAACAGUGACGAUAACUUGGACACUUGCACUAUUGCUGAAUAACCGCCAUGCUUUGGAAAAGGCUCAAGAGGAAUUGGACACACAGAUUGGCAAGGGAAGACUAGUAAAUGAAUCGGAUAUCAAUAAGCUGGUGUAUCUCCAAGCCAUUGUGAAGGAAUCAUUACGCUUGUACCCUGCUGGACCACUGGCUGGUGCACGCGAAUUCGAUGAAGACUGCACCGUGGGUGGCUACUUCGUGCCUAGAGGCACCCGAUUGAUAGUAAACAUUUGGAAGCUACAAAGGGAUCCAGGAGUAUGGUCCGAUUCCUUAGAGUUCAAGCCUGAGAGGUUUCUGACCAGCCACCAGGACAUUGAUGUUAAGGGUCAGCAUUUCGAGUUCAUUCCAUUUGGUGCAGGUAGAAGGUUGUGCCCAGGGAUAAGCUUUGGCCCGCAAAUGACACAGCUGGUCCUGGACACCUUCCUCCAUGGGUUCCACAUCUUGACUCCAGCAAAUGGAACUGUUGACAUGACUGGGAGUCCAGGUCUAACAAACAUCAAAGCCACCCCACUUGAAAUUCUCCUCAAGCCACGCUUAUCUCCUAGUCUUUAUUAAUAAUCAUCUUCAAGUGGAAUACAGGGCUUUUUAUUUCUUUACGACAUGACAGCAAUCAACGGAAGGCCUGUUUUCAUAGAAUAAGCUGCUAAUCAGAGUCCCACAGUUCCUCUGUCCUUUGAAAUACCAUUUUGUAUGAUUUUUUUUUUAAUUACCAUACUUAAAAAUCUUUUUGAUUGAA